AUGUUGUCCUGGACUGUGAAAGCCAUCACCUCAAUGCGCUCCUCGGCCGCACUUCUCAAUAGCACGGACUGCGCUGAUAUCCACUUCAGCUGGCCCGCGGUAGAUCUUGAGGUCGCCUUGGUACGACUAUUCAAUGGCAGAAUUGGUUGCCGAGAACACAAUUUUGAGCACGAAAUACAAGGAAUCAUCUACCGCCCCGUUAGCGAAACGGGAUCGAUUAGGUAUUUCGUUGGCUGGGCUGCAGUGGGUAGCCAUGUGGAUAGAUAUCCAGCGGACUCUCCUGAUUUGAGAAUUGUUCUAAUCUUCAACUCCGAGAGUGCUAUCAUUCUGGAAGCCUUCGGGGUGGAGGCGGUAUAG
This is a messenger RNA of Aspergillus piperis CBS 112811, 357 nucleotides long. RefSeq lists its product as uncharacterized. The record is from RefSeq and is a predicted model, not a curated record. Lineage: Eukaryota; Fungi; Ascomycota; Eurotiomycetes; Eurotiales; Aspergillaceae. Bases 1 to 357 code for a protein of 118 amino acids. The transcript has a single exon.